This is a messenger RNA of Manacus vitellinus (golden-collared manakin), 12831 nucleotides long. RefSeq names its product oxysterol binding protein like 6 (gene OSBPL6). Gene Ontology annotation, molecular function: cholesterol binding. Gene Ontology annotation, cellular component: perinuclear endoplasmic reticulum; plasma membrane; intracellular membrane-bounded organelle. The transcript is spliced from 24 exons. Bases 125 to 2998 code for a protein of 957 amino acids. NCBI's taxonomy places the organism in Eukaryota, Metazoa, Chordata, Aves, Passeriformes, Pipridae. The record is from RefSeq and is a predicted model, not a curated record.
UGAGACUGAAUUCCUCUUUGGCUGUCCAUAAACUGUGAAACAGAAGGAUGCAGAAGACUAUUCCUUGUCUUUUUGUACAUGAAUGAUAAAAGCACAAGAUCAUUAAUACAAGUUUGUUGCAAAGAUGAGUUCAGAGGAGAAGAGUAUAUCUCCAGCUCACAAAACAGCCACUCCAUCACAUAGAAGUGCCUCCUCAUCAUCAUCGUCUCAGAGAGACAGGAGGCAGAGUGUUCAUAUUUUGGAGCGGAAGGCGUCUUCGGGAAGCACAGACCCUUCUUUAAGCAAGCAGUUCCUUGAAAGCGAUCAUCUCUCUCUAUCCAAGGAACCUGACAGCUGGGAAAUCAUAGAGGGUCUGAAAAUAGGCCAGACCAAUGUCCAGAAGCCAGACAAACAUGAAGGUUUCAUGCUGAAAAAGAGAAAAUGGCCAUUAAAAGGUUGGCACAAGAGGUUUUUUGUCCUGGAUAAUGGAAUGUUGAAGUAUUCAAAGUCACCAAUAGAUAUACAGAAAGGAAAAGUCCAUGGGAGCAUUGAUGUUGGUUUAUCAGUCAUGUCUAUAAAAAAAAAGGCUCGUAGAAUAGAUCUUGACACAGAAGAACACAUCUAUCACCUGAAGGUGAAGUCACAGGAUUCAUUUGAUGCAUGGGUUUCAAAAUUACGCCACCACCGGUUGUACCGUCAGAAUGAGAUUGUGAGGUCUCCACGAGAUGCCAGCUUUCAUAUAUUCCCUUCAGCAUCUACUACAGAGUCUUCACCAGCUGCUAAUGUGUCAGAUGGAAAGGUGCAACAAAAUAACUACCCCUGGCAGUCUCCUAUACCUUGCAGUAACAGCCUUCCUGUCACUUGCACUACUGGUCAGAGUAAAGUAGCAGCCUGGUUACAGGACUCUGAAGAAAUGGACAGAUGUGCAGAAGAUCUUGCUCAUUGUCAGUCUAACCUUGUGGAACUCAGUAAACUUCUUCAAAAUUUAGAAAUACUACAGAGAACUCAGUCAGCACCAAAUUUCACAGACAUGCAGGCUAACUGUGUAGAUAUUUCAAAGAAAGACAAGCGGGUCACGAGACGAUGGAGAACAAAAAGUGUCAGCAAAGAUGCAAAAAUUCAACUUCAGGAAGGGCCGGCACCGAAGGGCCAGUUCAGCACAACACGACGCCGGCAGAGACUGGCAGCUGCAGUGGCUACAACAGUCCCUUUCAGUGCUACAAUGUCACCCAUUCGAUUGCAUUCAUCCAAUCCCAACCUUUGUGCAGACAUUGAGUUUCAGGCUCCCCCAAGCCAUGUAACAGACCCUCUGGAGUGCUCUGCUGAGUACAUGAAGCUUCAAGAAGAAUUCUGCUUGAUGGCACAAAAAGUGCAUUCUCUUUUGAAGUCUGCCUUUAACAGCAUAGCUAUAGAGAAGGAGAAGCUUAAGCAGAUUGUUUCUGAGCAGGAUCUUACAGGCCACAAUGCUCAAAUAGCACACCUCAGACAGUCCCUCUCUCAGGCUCUCAACCAGAAUGCUGAACUAAGGAGUCGCUUGAACAGAAUACAUUCAGAAUCUGUUAUUUGUGAUCAGGUUGUCAGUGUAAAUAUUAUCCCUAGUCCUGAUGAGCCAGGUGAACAAAUUCAUGUCAGUUUGCCACUGUCUCAGCAAGUUUCUAAUGAAAGCAGGCUCUCUAUGUCUGAAUCUGUUUCAGAGUUCUUUGAUGCACAGGAAGUGCUUUUAUCUGCCAGCUCGUCAGAAAAUGAGGCUUCUGAUGAUGAAUCUUAUAUCAGUGAUGUGAGUGACAAUAUAUCUGAGGACAACACCAGUGUUGCAGACAACAUUUCUCGGCAAAUUCUUAAUGGUGAGCUAACAGGAGGCGCAUUCAGAAAUGGACGGAGAACUUGUCUCCCAGCUCCCAGCCCUGACACCAGUAACAUCAAUCUGUGGAAUAUUUUGAGAAAUAACAUUGGCAAAGAUCUUUCCAAAGUAUCCAUGCCAGUUGAGCUAAAUGAACCUCUGAAUACCUUGCAACAUCUUUGUGAAGAGCUGGAAUACAGUGAACUCUUAGACAAGGCUGCUGAAACAGAUGAUCCUUAUGAACGCAUGGUUCUCAUAGCUGCUUUUGCAGCGUCAGGCUAUGCCUCUACCUACUUUAGAGCAGGAAGCAAGCCAUUUAACCCUGUGCUUGGAGAAACUUAUGAAUGUAUUAGAGAAGACAAAGGAUUUAGAUUUUUCUCAGAGCAGGUUAGCCACCAUCCUCCAAUUUCAGCCUGUCACUGUGAAUCAAAGAACUUCGUGUUUUGGCAAGAUAUCAGGUGGAAAAACAAAUUCUGGGGGAAAUCAAUGGAAAUUCUGCCAGUUGGAACCUUGAAUGUGACUCUUCCAAAGUACGGAGACUACUAUGUCUGGAACAAAGUCACUACUUGCAUACAUAAUAUUCUUAGUGGAAGGAGAUGGAUAGAGCACUAUGGAGAGAUAACUAUCAGAAACACAAAAAGCAGUAUUUGUAUUUGUAAACUCACAUUUGUCAAGGUGAACUACUGGAAUUCAAAUGUAAAUGAGGUCCAGGGUGUUGUGAUAGAUCAAGAAGGGAAAGUGGUUCAUCGUCUCUUUGGAAAGUGGCAUGAAGGCCUUUACUGUGGAGUUGCACCUUCAGCCAAAUGCAUAUGGAGGCCAGGCUCGAUGCCAACCAAUUAUGAACGUUAUUAUGGCUUCACAAGAUUUGCUAUUGAGCUAAAUGAAUUAGAUCCCUUAUUGAAAGAUCUUCUUCCUGCAACAGAUGCCCGCUUCAGGCCAGAUCAAAGGCUUCUGGAGGAAGGAAAUAUAGAAGCAGCAGCAUCUGAGAAACAAAGAAUAGAGGAACUUCAGAGAGCUCGGAGGCGGUACAUGGAAGAAAAUGGCAUCGAAUAUGUACCCAAAUUUUUUAAAAAAGUUAUCGAUGCUAAUCAAAGAGAAGCCUGGGUCACCAAUGAAACCUACUGGGAACUGCGAAAGGAUCCUGGCUUUAGUAAAGUAGACAUUCCCGUACUCUGGUAAACUGAGAAUGUAGAUCUAGUAAACAUAUCACUCUGAAGAAAAAAAAAAUAACUAUGCACAAUAUGUUUCUUAUAGCUAAGCGUGGUUUGUGGGUCUACGGAAAAAAAGUAUCAUACACAUUUAUAUUCAUCUUUAUAAUGGACUUCUGAAAGUGCAUUAGACCAGGCCCCUGACCACUUCUGGAUCUUUUUAAUUUUGCAGCAGCCAUUUAAAAAGAAAAAAAAAAAGGAACAAAAACCUUUUAAAGUUUCAUACGCUGAAAAUUCAGAACAAAAGAAGCAGAUGAGUUAUCCAAAGUCACUCAGAAGAGGUGGUAAGCGCAAGACUGCAAUCGGUGCUUUAAACAGACAUUAAGAGUAAUACACUUUAAAUUAAAAAAAAAAAAAGGAAGAAAAAGAGAAAAACAUCCAUUUUGUUUCAACUAUUUUUGUUAAAAACUCUUGAGUCACAACACUGACAUUUCUGGCUUCAGGUUAGUCCUUUGAUGUGAUGUGCUUGGACUGGCCUUUGUCAAAAAGAUAUGCUUUUCUGGAAGCUGUUCCCAUUCAUAUGCCAUUGUUCAUGCCUUAACAAAAUAUGAAGAUGUACAGUAAGUAAUUUUAAAAUAUCUAUGCUUAGGCUUAUGUGAAGGGCAGAUUUUUAAAGCAUUAGAAUUUUAUCAUAAUAAAAAUAUUGGACGAGCUGCAUUAUUUAAAAUCAAAAGACAACCAAACAUCUAAAUGUAUUUCAGAGGAAUGAGAUCUACUGUACAUGCUUUAGCUUUGGGAUGCUGACUGUAUAAUCAGACUUAAAAGAAACUCAUAGCUGGUUGAAUUUGAGACAAUUUUGCUAAAUUCAUAUGAAUUGCUAGUCAGAAACUUUGUAUUCUAAAAUGACUGAUGCUGAGAUGCAGUCAUCACUUUUAGCACUGGCUGGACAUAGACGUCACAGUUAAUCUCAUUUUCCCAUAACUGUUUACACAAUUAGAAAUCCCUGAAGCUUUGCAACAGUGUUAAAAGCACAGGAGGAUUUCAUGGGAAGGUCUCUGGCUUCUCUCCAGAAGCUGGAUAGUACUGUAAAUGCAACUGUUUUCUGCUACACACACUGUUUACUUUCCUGGCUCUGUUUUUCCCCAUCCACUUUUCUUAUCUAAAUUUAUAUUUGAGCGUAUGGCAGAGGCUUCCAAGUGUUGUAGCUAACAACUAGUACUUGUUUUGCCAAAAUAGCUUUUGUGCAAAAUUAUACUUUACAUUCUUCCAUAAAGUGGUUCUAUAUUUUUUAAGAACCAAGUCUCUUACAUGUUGCUAAGAUUCAGUUAAUACAAGUGGGAGAAGGCUUGGCACUUUCUAUUUGAAAAUCUCUGAAUGUUAAAAGUAGGAGGGCAGAUUUUAAUAGAAGGAAAAAUUUAUUAGAUAAAAACUAUGUUCCAUAUAGUAUGAUCUAGUCUUCCAUUUAUACAUGUAUUAUAUAUCCUGCCAUCGAUGAUAGGUUAGAUUUCAUGCAUACACAGUGUAUUUCUUUCUGCCCAUACACAGCAUACCUAGUGCACACAGAUUUUUCUAUUUAAGGUUGAUUCCAGUACUGAGACCUAAAAUAAAAUUACUAGAUAAGUAUGUGAUCCUGCCAGCAGAGCUGCUUGAUCACCGUGGAUCACCACACAUGCCCAGCUCUCAGCAUGCUUCUUCAUUUUGCAAGGUCAGCUCCCUAUAGAACUCAGAUUACUUUGGUUGUUUAAUUUAGUUCUCCCUGUUGAUUAUAUGACAAAAUAACUAGCAGGGCAACUAGCUACUGAUCAGUUCCAAUGUCUUCAUGCAGUUCUGUUAACGGGAAGAAUUAUGAAAACCUAAAGAAAAUAUUGAGUAGGCUUUUUAAGAAUUGUGAAUGCUGAUGAAUUGUUUAUCAAUAUUUGGUAUAAAAAAAGCUAUGUGUAGAUGAAUAGGACUUCUUCCAAAGAAAACUUUAAAUUAUUCAAAGAAUGCUAUCUUUUUCUUUCCUAGUUGAACCUAGUCUGAUUUAUUCAUUUUUUUUAUUUCUGCAAUUGUUAUUAUAAGAAAAUGAAAAUAUAUCAAAGUUUGUUUUUUUAAGUAAUAUUUGGUUAACUUCAUCCUACUUGCUUUAAUAACAUUAUUAUGAAUCAAAUUUGCACAUUGUGCCCAGAAUAGCAAUUAAUUAUUCUGUGUUGCUUUCUUUAAAACCAACUCUAUUAAACUCUUGUCCACCUCUUGCUCCAGUCUUUGUGUGCAGUUCACUGUGAUAAUAGGAAGCAUUAUGUGUGUAUGACUGCAAGUACAUUUGAGGGACAGAACUGCAUGUCCUCAAAUUUUUAAUUUAAAUACAGAAAGAAGGUCAUUAGUUUAACAGUGUUCUGGUAGUGCUUUGUGAAUGGCAUUAUUUGCAAUGCAGACUGAAACUUGGUGAACAGUGGAGAUACUAUCACUGAAUUAUUUUUUACAUUUGGCAUGCCAUCUCAUCCUCCUGAUUUAAUGUCACCUGUGAACUAGAUAUGUAGCCUUGUGUCCUUGUCUGGGUCACUAGUGAGAUGUUGAUUGACAUGGGCCACAAAAUUGAUCCCUGCAGGGCCAUCCUUGUUGCUGGCUGCCAGCGGUGCAUAAAACAUUGAGUGCCCUUCAAGCCUGGGCAUUUAGACAGUUUUCAGCCCAUAUCUCUUCAUUCAUCCAGGCAGUAUUUCCUUUUGGAAGGCAUGAAAAAUACUAUCCAACUCAGUAGAUUUCAUUGCUAUAGGUUUGGUAGGUGAUGAAAAUCUGUGUAAUCAUUUGGCAUUUGAAACCUUUUAAGCAAUUUAAGACAUACUAACUUUCACUUCAAAGACAUAUCCUUUACUUUUUUCCCUGUGUUUUCUCAAAACACUUAUUUCUGUACAAAAUACACAACUUUUAUGCUUUUAUUUCAUGAUAAUGAGUUGUACUUUCAAUUAAUAUUUUAAAAGUGUACCCUAAUUUCCUCCCUGUUCUGGAACUGUGGAUAUGAUUGGUAAUAAUAGCUAUUUUCGUUGAAUGUAAUGUCUCACAAAGACUUAAAUAGCUUCAUUCUUAUUUUAGAUCAGUAUUAACAAGGUGGUAGAUUUUUCGGCAUAUUGAAAUUGUUAUCUCACUGGGAGAGACUAUUUGAAUAUGAGUUGAUUUUCAUACAGUAUCACUGUGACUAAAAAGUCAUCUAGAUACCCAUUCUAAUUUUAGACAGAUGUAAGUUGCAUGAAAUAAACUUUUUUAUAUUUAGCUUUAAAAGUGCAAUUCCCACUAUAGUAUCUUUUCAUCUCACAAAUAACAAUACCCUUUUUUUUUUCCUCAGUUUGAACUUCUGACUCCAAAUGAUGUUGUAUGGCAUCUGUGGGUUUUAUUUGAAUAGCACAUGCCAGGAAUAUAUCAAGUAUUACAGUGCAUAUACAUGGUACAGUUUUGAAAGAUAUUUUCCUUAAUUCCCUACUGAGCGCUGUCGGCGUUUUAUGGAAGCAAAUUACACAAACUUUAGGGCACACUAGGAGCCAGUGGUGGUUCUGCCCUCAUGGGCACCUGGUGAGGAGUUUGCAUUUGGGCUGUGUCCAUGUUCUCUGUUUGCAAUGGAGGUCACAUAAUUUUCUCACCUCUCACCAGUGGAGCCCAGCACAAAGCCAGUCUUGCAUUGAGUUUGUCUCAAAAAAUCUGAAUUUUCAGAAAUACCCUAAAGGAAGGGAACGGAGGUUCAUUUGCAAUUGCACAAUAACCAGGAGGGCUGAAUGUACCAAUUCUCUUUAUUUUGCUAAAGUUGCUUUCACUGGCAGAGCUAUUUUAGUAUAGGGAAGAUUUGUGUGGUCUCUUUGUUUUACAGAAUUUUAAACAUUGUCUGGUGCAACAAUAAACAGUAGCUAUUUAACAUGCCAUUGACUGCAGUUGUAAUCUGAGGAAUUAGUACUUUUAGAUGUCAUUACUAAUAAUAGAAGUGCAUAAUGAAAGUAAGAGACUUUUUCAGAUUAAAUCCACCUGGAAGGAAAGUGUAUUUGUAUUCAUAUGCUAAAAUUACGGUAGGGGUUAAGUUAGAGAGUUUGGCUCACCUGGUGGAAUAAGAUUAACAUUGACAAAAUUGUGUAAGAAACACUGGAAUGGCUUUACUGGUAACCGUGUGUUAUACACAGACCUGGGAGAAAGCUAGCAAAUUUUACUAUGUCAUAACUGCUUACCUUGGCAGCUACUGGGGUGAAAAAUACUAUCUUGUUUUUUUCUUUCUGUCAUUAAGUAUUAGUCAUCAAAACUGUAUAAAACUUGAAUUUCCUCUUUAGUAAACGUAUUGAUAGAAGUUGAGAUAUAUUUAGUAUAAAAAGUAGUAUAAUUUUCUACUUUACCAUGCAUGGUUACUUUUAUGAUAAUUCUGAUAACUCUCAGUAUUUUCAUUAAGAAAGGUCUUUUUUUCUUAUUCUUUUUUUUCUUUUCUUUUUUUUUUUUUUAACAGAAGAAUCUAUACUAAGUACGUUAAUAAAGGUUUAAUUAGAACAGUGACUGGAACCUAGGAGAAUGUUGCAAAUCUGAGUAAAGUCAGAGAAAUGGCUUAUUUACAGCAAUUUACUUUAUUUUUGUAUUAUAUAUUGUAAGGAGUCUACUUACAAAAGCAAAUGCAUUAUUUGCUUUUUAAACUAGGGUAUGUAAAGUAUUUUCAUUCAUUGGCUUGGUGUAAACUAUGUAUUUCUUUCACUAAACUAAAAAGCCUCUUUAUAAGAGGACUUUUUUAUGGUCUCUUGCAAGUUUAAAAAGUGAUAUUGUUGUACUUGUGUUUUAUAUACCAACCUUCUCCUUUGUCAAAUUUUGUGGCAUUAUAAACCCCUCAUAUCUUUGAUUUUUUUUUUUUACCUUCCUUACAAUCUUUGACAAACCUCAGAAAAGAAAGGGAAGAGACGACAAUGGAGAAUGGUGAAACUAGUCACAGAAGCUGUCCAUGUGAGAUGUAAAAAAAUGGAAAGUUUUCUUACUUCUACAAAUUAAAAUGUCAUCAGAGCUGUUGAAUCCAUUUCAGGCAGGUUAUCUUAAUACCAUUUUUCUUUCCACUGAUCCAUGACAGCAUGAAAAAAGGGAAGAUUGGUGAUAUUUGCUCAGAAUUAAUGUGAAGUUGAAGGGAAGUUCUUAUUCCUUUUAUAAAUAAAAAAUGACUGUAGCCAGCAUUUGGCUGAAGGUGUCUUGGUAGUGUGGACAAAGAGAGUUACAUAUUUUAUAAAUAAGGAAACCAUAAAGUCUGAAUAUAUAAUCAACAGUUUGUAAUAUAGUCUUUCUGACCUAUGAAUAAUUCAUUUAAGUAUGGUAAAGCUACUUAUUGGUACUCCUGGAGCAACGAUUCAAAUGUCUCCUGUGAAACACUAAAACAUAUUUCCAUGUUAACUGCUACUUUUAAUGGUCUGCAUUGAUGAAAGAGGGAUAUCUUACACCAGUGUAUAAUGUUGCUGGCCCAGAACAUUAGGCAUGCAAAAUGGGAAGAGGUGAGGAAAUCCCUUCAAAAACUCAGAAGUGGGUAACUUAUCUGAGUAUCAAAAUGAUGUGCUAUACAAGAGCAGUGCACACACUGGGAAAUAUUCAACCAAAACUAUUGUUCUUCACUGAGAUACUUACUCCUUGUGCCAGUUGGUGCAGCCACACAUGCAAUGUCUUUUUCUGAAGUAGCAUCACUUCCUAGGAUUGCGCUUGUGUCCCAGUGAUUGAUUUGUCAGGUCCAGCAAGAACAAUCAGUGUUAGAGUCAGGACUGCAAACUCAGAUUUCUUGUCUAUUAGUCCUGUGCUGAAUGUUCUUUCUUUCUUUGUUAAAUUCACCUGAACAAGGAAUAUUAGGGUAACAUUAACAUAGUUAAUGCAAGGUUAAUCCUCAGUAUUUUCCAGGCAAAAGAAAAUUCAGGAUAGCUCAUUUAACUGUGUGGAAGAACCACAGGUGACAUCUUCUAUUAUCCUUGUAUUUGCUUAAUAUUUUAUAAAAUAUUUUGAGAGUGGAUCACAAUAAAUAUAUUAAAAUCACUUUGUCACCUGUCUUGAAAUCAACUGUGAAAAUUGUCACUACAAUUCAAAGUUAGAAAAUAGGUCUAUUUGGUUCUCAAAAUAAGUGUUACUGAUAUUCUUAAGUGGUUGAGAUAUAGUAUAACAAAUUCAGAUCACAGUAAAUUUUAUUGUCAGAUAAGUCUCACAGAAGACCUGACUGAGCAGAAAAAUAAGUGCCGAUGAGUGUAUUUUGGUAUGCAGGCAUAAAUGCAAAAUGACAACUUCUACCUUAGUCAAGCUUUCACUCUAAUUAGCAAAGACACUGGUUUUGUUCUUUUGUAAUUAUUUCUGAACUAAUUGUUCUUUCCUCACUGAGAAUCAAUCACAUGUGAAGUUUGAGUUUUAAAAAUUAAAUCACGUUUGGAACUCUGCAGACAUAAAGAGUGGUGCUUCUGUCUUGCACCUAAUGCUCAUGUCUUGCUAAAUCUCCAGCUCGCAGGGUGGACUAGUAAAAUUUCAUCCUUGGACCAAAAAGAAAUAUUUUCCAGUGGGAUUCUUCCUUGUAUAUUGAUUUGUGUCUAAGUUACUUACUAUAAAAUAAGUAAGAAAUCAAGCUGCUACUGUCUGAUAUCUGAGGUAAUUUUCUUCCUCAAAAUGCAUAGCAAACUACUUGUUCUUCAUCUCUUACUGCUAGAUUGUCUGAAGAGGAUACUUUUAUUUAGUAUGUAAAAAGCCAUCAUAAAAUUAAACUACUGUGGUAUCCAGAGAGAUUAUUAUGAUAGUUCUAUGUUAGGAUAUUAGCUAUAUUUUCUUUGUUGUAACCAGUAGCAAGACUCUUCUCUGGGUCUUUAUCUACAUUUCUCUGUAUAAUUAACUCUUUAGUGAUUUGUGAUUUCUUAGUACUUCAGUAGCAAAGAAUUUUGUAUUUUCUCUCACUUUUCAACAAAGUUCCUAUAAAUUUGGAAUAAUGUCACACUUUUUUGGUGUGAUUGGAUCCCAUGCGCACGUCUAUGAAAUGUAGUAAACGUUAGCAUUUUUUACCUUGCUCAGAUUAUGAGAAUGCCAUUAGAAGAGUAAGGUUUAUAUUAGUUGUCAUUUUUACAUUGCCUUACUGAGCUUCUUUGCUUUUAACAGCCUUUCAGAUGGGAAACAGCCCUGUGCCAAUUCUUCAGCAGGCCAAAAUGUCAGAAUCUAAAUAGCUAGAAGACCAUUCUUUGCUGAUUGCCCAUGUCUCUGUGCUCAUUCUGAAAAAAAUCCCAAAUCUGUUGAUUCCUUGUAUCCCUCUUCACAUAGUGUACUUGUAAAAGGAGAUUCUCAAAGUCUUUCCACUGUGGUUAUGCUAUUAUGUCAGCAAGAAAGGCAUACAGAAACUUGCUUUGUGGUUUUAAGAUGAAUUUAAAGGCAAAUAGUUGCUUUCUAGAAGCAUAACAUAUAGAACCAGUGCUACUUUUCAGUACUGGGUAGACAGUAUCUGUUUUAGAGGGAAAUAACAGACUGUAAAGAGAAAGGGUCUGAGUUUUAGAUGCACCAGAUAAAAUUUUUUCUGUUGUUUGAAAGCAAUAGAAAAGGGUUACUUAAGGGAAAGAAAGACAUUGAGAAGUAUUUAUGUACCCAGCCACCCAAAUGUUGCAGAAGGCAUUAUUUUUGAGCACUGUAAUACUAAGCCUCACCUGCAGCACCCUUAAUUUUAUGCUCAAAAGUUCGCUGUGGGCUUACAUAAUGAGAUGAAGAAGAAUAGGAUACGGGGGAAAAAAAAUCAGUACCAUGAUUUCUAAAUAGUCAAUAGAAUAUUGAUUUGCAAAUAUUUGUAGUAAAAGUUAUAUAAUCUACUUAUAGUAUCGCAAUUUUCAAAAGCAUAAAUUUAGUCCUUCAUAGUGCAUUCAGUAGUUUAACAUUAAAAAAUAUUGUUGAUUGAUCUUGAUUGAUUUCUUGCAAAUGCAUUCAUCCGUGCUUGACUAUUCACAAGUUUGGGACGUCUUCAGGAUGAUUCUUCUUUACAUCCCAUCUUAUUAUUCUGAUUCCAGAUAUGGGCUGUAAUUGUGCCUGUGAAAACCAUUUUUUUGCUUAUGGUUACUAUGCAUCAGUAGCUGAGGAAUAAUACAGAAAGAAUAUUAUUUGCAUAUUCCAAAUCUAUAGACUUAUUUCAGUGUAAGAGUUAAUCAGCAGUGCACAUCAGGUUUUUCCUGCUUCAUCUGCUUGGCCUCUGAUGUUGCACAGGCAUCAAUACUUACUUAGUAUGAACAUUGCAGUUUAAAUCAGUUUAAAAGAUGUAGAUGCUUAAGUUCAAAUAAAAAUGCUCAACAAUGGCAUUCCUAGGAAAAAUAUAUAGCUGGUUACCUGGUUACACCAGGCUUUAUAUUAGUUGAUUUUUAGUUCCUACAUGCUUGAACAAAUGAGCACUUAGACAAGGCUUGAACUGCUGUUGGUACUCCAUUCUCCAUUGAACUCAGUGAGCUUCCAGGUGAGUGGAUGAUGUAGCUGCCCAAAUCUAUUUCAGCUGUAGGCCUAAUGUGCUGUCAAGCCUAGGUAUUCAACUAGAUGCACUUAAGCUUAAUUUUGAACAUGUGCACCGAGUUGUGAAAGAUAAAAUGUGUGAAAUUCAGUUGGUUUGACUGCUUGACACUCAGAGCAGUAUAUUUGACUUUCCUUUGACUCGCUUGCAUUUUGGAACCUUAUUCUGGAGCUUGUAGUAUUUAAAAACAAGUUAACUUCAUGCUUCUGCAAAGCUCAGUUAGGUACGACAUUUGGAAGAAAGAACAGUGCAUUAAAACCAUAACAAUUCAUCAUAUUACGUCUCACUCUGGCAAGCUUAAUUGUAAGAAUAUUUGCAGUCCCUUUUUCUGGUUUCCCUUUACUUUCCCCACGAUGGUCCCAGGCCAGAGUUGAGAGCUGCUAGUACUGUAUGCCAGUCAAAAAAAGGAGUCUGAUCUUUCUGAUUUAUGGAAAAGGGGGUGGCUGACUAAGAGCACACUUCUAAUCUCAGCCCAGAAAAGCAUGAAUGUGAGAAAGUGCCUCUUCCGUCUAGGCUUUAGCACAUAAACAGAAUUGCUUUUUUUGGUAUAUUGAGUUCUCUGGCUACUUCCAAGAUUGAACGUAGCCAGAAAGAAACAGUUAAAAUAACAGUUUUGAGUUUCCAGCUGCAACACUUUCUGUGUGUCUUUGCACUUAUAUGUUGGUUUUGAACGUACUGUUGUAGUAAUCCAGAGAGCAGAAGAGGCCUCACACUGACUACCUCUCAUGCAAUACAAACCAAGCUCAUUCAAUAUUUAAUGUUGACUACAGUCAAGCAUCCUUUGGCCACAUGAUUCAGGGAGGUGGUAGUGGGGGGGGAAAUAGUAAACAAAAAGUAAUAAUUAAGACUUUAUUCCAGUGAUAUAUGCGGUAUACACAAUACCUGUAAUACCAAGUCCAGCUGAAGGAGGUCCUACCUCUUCUGGUAGGAAAUAAAAAAUGAACUUGGCUAUGCUAUAGUUUUUGUUGUGCUCUAAAAUGUAACGAAAGAUGUCAUCUGUUUCCUUUAGGGUAAGUCAGAUUUACCAGGAUAUUAUGUCCAAAACACACACACAAUUUUAGUUUUUGAGGAAACAUGAUGCUCUUUUACCUGUUGCAAUGUAAUUGGAUAAUGCAUGUACAAAUGACUUGUGUAGCCUGCCAAUGAAUGUUGCUAAUGCCUUACCAAAAAAAAAAAAAAGAUAAAGCAUAUUUUUUGUAUUUUUUUUCCUCAGAGGCAAAUCCAAACAAUGCUAGAUUUGGGAAACUGUUUACUGAAAAGCAUUUUCUAAUAGAUCUCUGAAGAAGUGCAAUUGUAUAAUUAUUAUUGUUCAGUGCAUACAGUACAUUGUCUCCAUCACUCUGUACACUGCUGCUAUUAGUGCUUGUUCUAAUAAAUCUCAAUGUACACUGUUUAAA